Lathyrus oleraceus (garden pea) is the source of this 1018-nucleotide messenger RNA. Its product is annotated as protein MAIN-LIKE 2-like. Gene Ontology annotation, biological process: meristem development; meristem maintenance. The transcript is spliced from 2 exons. Bases 148 to 618 code for a protein of 156 amino acids. The record is from RefSeq and is a predicted model, not a curated record. NCBI's taxonomy places the organism in Eukaryota, Viridiplantae, Streptophyta, Magnoliopsida, Fabales, Fabaceae.
UGCUCUCCUCCAUUUGCCUAUAAAUUCAUCCACUCCUUCAACAAUUCUUCCACACCAACAUUCUCACUACUUCAUCUACAUUACUUCUUUUACAAUUUCAUCUUCAACAAAAUCUUCCAAUUUCAUCUACACCAACUCCCCAACAAUAUGUCUUUACUCACAAUGGGCGAAGCACACAGAGGAACAGUUGCAAACAUCGCAACAUACGAUGUAUCAAGGUUUCGAACUCGAGUCCACGAAUUUGUCCCAAUGGACCCGAUGAUUCAACCUUAUGUUGAACUCGCCGGUUUUGGUCACAUUAGCAAGAUUAUGUCUUGGUCUAUAGAUAACAAGUUCAUUCUAGCCUUAUGCGAAAGAUGGAGGCCAGAGACACACACAUUUUGGUUUCCAACCGGUGAGUGUACCGUGACGUUAGAAGAUGUCUACAUGCUUUUAGGACUACGAAUUGAAGGCAAAGCUGUUAAUGGUAAGACCAACUAUGCAAAUUCAAUUUGCAUGGAGCUUUUAGACACUGAUUUGUUAGAUGAUAAUGCUAGAGGUCAAGGUAUACUACUCUCACGCCUAAAGUCAUAUUAUAAUAGUUUAUAUUUAGAUGAGCAUUCUACCGAAGAUGCUUGAAUAAUCAAAACUAGAUGUUACAUUAUGUUGUUACUAGGAUCCUUUUUAUUUCCCGAAGGUAGUGGUUCUAGCAUGCAUAUUAUGUACUUACCUUUACUUAGACAUAUAGAUAGAAUAGGUAGUUACAAUUGGGGAUCAGCAUGUCUAGCCUAUCUCUAUAGUUCGUUGUGCAAAAACUCCCACAAAGACAAAUCUACAUUUUCUGGAUGUGCUGUUUUGCUACAAGCAUGGGGAUGGUCAAGACUACCGUCUCUAGCACCGGUCAAUAACAACCCCUUCACUUUUCCAUAUGCAAAAAAGUAAGUUGUUUAAAUUGCUAUAUCUUUACUUACUUCCUUACAGUUUAGUACCCAUAACUAAUUUAUUUUAACUUUUUGGUGUAGAUGGUCGGCACGUGGUA